AUGGGGAACGAAGAGUCUACUGUAGUGGACGAGUCCACUCGGCCUUCAGUGCUGGAGGCGCGCAGCAUGGAGGCGGUGGCCAAAUACAUCAAGCAGAAUGAUGUGAAACGAAUUGUGUUAAUGGUGGGAGCCGGAAUCAGCACAUCGGCAGGCAUCCCGGAUUUUCGAUCUCCAGAUACUGGUCUCUACGCCAAUUUGGCAUUUUUGGACCUGGAGGAACCGGAAGAUGUAUUCGACAUCACUUUCUUCCGCGAGAACCCCAAACCGUUCUACGCACUGGCACAUGAGCUGUACCCUGGGAAAUACCGACCAACCAUCGCCCAUUCAUUCAUCAAAUUGCUCUACGACAAGGGUAUACUGUUGAAGCAUUUUACGCAAAAUAUCGACUGCCUCGAGCGACAAGCCGGGGUCCCCGGAGAGAUGAUCGUCGAGGCCCAUGGCAGUUUUGCCUCGCAGCGCUGUAUCGAAUGCAAGACUCCGUACCCUGACGAGGACAUGCACAAGAUGGUGGAUGAGGGCAAAGUCCCUCGUUGCGGAUGUGGUGGCUACGUCAAGCCCGAUAUUGUCUUCUUCGGUGAGGCUCUCCCAUCAUCGUUCUUUGACAAUCGCUCGCUGCCGGCAGCGGCGGAUUUGUGCAUCGUGAUGGGGACGAGUUUGUCGGUCCAACCGUUUGCCAGUCUUCCAUCACUGGUCAGUGAUGGGGUGCCUCGCGUUUUGAUUAAUAUGCAAAAAGUGGGUGGGAUGGGAUCGCGACCUGACGAUGUCCUUCUCCUGGGCGAUUGUGAUGCCGGAGUGCGCAAGUUUGCCAAGGCGAUGGGGUGGGAGCAAGAAUUGGAGGCGCUUUGGGGGGAAACCGAGCCCGAGCCGAAGACCCAGUCGCAGAUCCAGUUCCAGUCGGAGGAGAAUGCGCCGCAGGACCGGGACGAACGUUUGCGGGAGGAAGUGGAUCGCCUGACACAGGAAGUUGACCGCUCGCUGCAUUUGACAGAUGCUUACCAGCAGCGAGUCCGGGAGAAGCUAGAUGGGGGGGAGCAAUGGCAGCAAUGGCAGCAGCAGAAGCAGCCACCAAAGCAACCAACAUGGCGGAGAGCAAGAAUCAGAGCCUGUGAGUGGACUGAGCCAUGUAUUUCCACACUUGGCGCACCAAGCGCGUUAGUGUUGAGUUGA
Molecule: messenger RNA, 1167 nt
Organism: Penicillium waksmanii
Lineage: Eukaryota; Fungi; Ascomycota; Eurotiomycetes; Eurotiales; Aspergillaceae
Product: NAD-dependent protein deacetylase hst2-1
Exons: 2
Coding region: 1-1167 (388 amino acids)
Molecular function (GO): NAD+ binding; histone deacetylase activity, NAD-dependent
Source: RefSeq, a predicted model, not a curated record